ACCAUCAACAAACUUGGACCUUAUCAGUCUAGCCUUAGAUCUGCAAGGUGAUGUUAAUAGUGAAAAGCUACGAGGAAAACUUAAAAGGCUUUUCAAAAACAAAAAUCCAAUUACUAACGGUAAAAGUAGUAACAAAUGCCACACAUUGGAGCAAAAUAUUAAUCCUCAAAUGCUGGGUCAAGAUAAAAGUUCCCCAAAAGCAUAUAAUGAAGAAGUAACUUUAAAGAAAAAUAAAAAAUUGAGCUCUCCACCAAAGAAAUCAAACAUGAAAGACAUCAAAUUAAGCCCUGGAUUAAAAGAAAGAAACAAGAAAUUCAAACCCGUUGAAGCAAGGAGAACAAACAUGAAGACUUCUUCCUCCAAGAGAAAAUCGAACGAAAAAUUUAAAAGCAUCGGUGGUCAUCCUUUGAAGUCAAUUAAGAAUGAAAAAUUUAUGAAAUCAAAAAAAACUAACACUCAGUGCCAACCAGCUCGGCAAAAUGAAACGAAAGCUGUUUUCCCAUUUGAGCAUUGUAAUGAAAAUCCACAGGAUAACUUCUUGGAGCAGGACGACUUUUCUUCUAAUGAAAGCAGCAUUGGGAAUGCUUAUGAAUAUGAAAGCUAUACAGACGAUUAUUCCACAGAAAGUGAUUAUUAUUAUGAUGAGCGUUAUACAGAUUUUGAUAGUUCUGGAAGUGAAAAUCUGAUUAAUUGUGAUUCAGACCGGUUUUAUGAAAGUGAUCCUGACUAUGAACUUCCUCCGAAUGUUUCCGAAGACUUAAUCAUACAUAACGGCACUGCUAAGAAACAUGAAUUGUUGGACGAGCAUAAUGUGAGCUUUGAUAGUGAAGAUAGUGAGCCGCAAAUAAUAGAAUUGGCUGCAGAAAAUAAAGGAAAGAGAAUAAAACAACCGGAAGCUUAUUCAAAAUGUGAGCUGAUUAAUUUAAGCCAGAUUUUUGCUUCCUCCAAAAACAUUCAAGGAAAGGAUAACAUAAAAAUGGAAUGUCAAAAUGAAGAUAAAUGUCCAUCACUUGUUCCAAUUACUGACGCAGAUGGAUUUCAAAUGUUCAAUUCCGAGAAUGAUUGUAGCUCUUAUGAAAAUUUCAGUGAUUCUAGUUCUAUGUCUGAAGAUGAUAUAAAUAAAAAGUACAUAGCAUACGAAAAAGUUUACGAUAAUGAUUAUGGUAACACCAAACGAGUGCGAAAUAAACCGAAAUUUAACGUAGGAGUCAUCGAUGUGAGAAAUUACAUUCCUCAACAAACAAUUCGAGAGAAAGAAAACUUAAUAGGCUCAGAUGAAAUGGAUACAGAUGAUGUUUUAUCUGAACACCUAAAUGACAAAAAAGUGUGUUCAAAUAUUGAUAAUGAUACAGUGAUUGCAGUCAAUAUAUGUGAAACUAGUGUGAUACAAGACACUUUAGAAGAAGUAGCUACAAAUGGAAAUAAAGAACCAGCUGCCCAUUCAGAUUUUCAAGUGAAUAUUGAAAAUAUAUAUUCAGAUCUGUCAUCUAACCUAAAUGACGCAGAAAAUUGCGAAACUGAUACUAUAGAAGAGACAAUUAAUAAUGUACAUGAACAAACCACUCACGAAUCACUUUUUAUCAAUGCUAUAAAUUCUAAUUUAGUACUUGUAUUAUUAAAAGAGCCUUUUUAUUUAUAUGGCACUGUUUGUGUAACACUUCUAGCUGGGAAUGUCGAAAUAUACGGUUAUCUACCGCCUUUGAAUGAGGAGCUGGAAGUAUUCUCUCCUCGAGGUUGCUGCAGCAUUGAUUUAAGUCCCAUUUCAACUUCUACUACAUUUGAUGAUAUACAAAUAAAAGAAACAUUGAAACCUCUUCUAAAAUCUUUCAGCUCUCAUGAUUUAAAGAGAAUAGAAAAGAAUUUUGAAAGUGGAGAUGCAUUACUUCUUUUAAAGCGAAAUAAUCGUCGAAUAAAAUUGAAAAAUAUAUUCAGAAAAUACAUGAAUGAAAAUGUUUUCCCAAACAUGAAUUCAAUACAAACAGACCGUCCGCUAUAUGCGAGUGAAUACUUGCUGGAUUGUGUGUUAAAUAAAGAAACUGAAAGACCUUUACUAAUACCUAAAGAAUGGCGAGAUUUGUAUUUUACACCAAAAUCUAAGGUGCUGCUGGCUGGGGGCAAGUCAGUGGGAAAGUCGACUCUCCUACGAUAUCUCUUAAACUGUCACUUAAGGAAAUGUGAACGAGUGCUUGUUGUCGACUUAGAUAUUGGACAAGCAGAACUUUUCUUACCCCAAACGGUAUCUUGUACUGUUCUAACUCACCCAUUAUUAGGACCUGGGUUUUUUCUUAACCACCCACCAACUCGAGCAUAUGCCGUUGGUCACAGCAAUGUUGUACUUUGCGCUCAGUCUUAUAUGAACGCAGUGAAAAGACUUAUCGAGUUUUGUCAGUCUGAUAAGGAUUUUGCUGAAAUGCCAUGGCUAAUUAAUACAAUGGGUUAUAAUAAAGGAUUUGGUUUAGAAUUGAUGAGUAUUAUUACUCAGCUAGUAAAGCCAACCGAUGUUGUGCAAUUACAAAGCAAUAAAGAUAUUAAUAAUUUUGACAUGUUAUUGCAUCCCCAACAGUUAUCAAGGAUACAUCGUGCAAUAUACACGGGGCCUGAGCUUAAAGAACAAAACAACGAGCUUUCUACAAUUGAGUAUCGACUGCAUGUUAUGUCCUCGGCUAUAUUACAAACAAGUCCUUAUCUCCGUGAUUGGGAAAUGAGUGCUAAAGAUCUACGAUAUGCAACGUUUCUAUCGCGGUUAAGCGAGGUGCUACAGGGUAACGCUGAAUGGUUGUCAGACUGUUGUCCAUUUAGGGCCUCAAUAGAAAACCUCCAUUUAGUUAACAUGAUUUCAAACGAAUCUACACGUGAAGAACUGAUUCAUGCCUUGGAAGCUAAUUUAGUUUUUUUGUGUCGAUGUGAAAAUGGCGAAAACCUUGGACCAAUUGAAUGCUUUGGCAUUGGUAUAGCGCGAGCGAUUGAUAUUGACAAACUGUACUUGCUGCCAGCGAUGAGGUACGACAAGCUAAACGAGGUCAAUUGUCUAGCAUUAGGAGAAAUGCCGCUGCCAUCAUCCUUGUUCACAAAUCAAGGGCCCAGGGUGCGUAAAAUGGCGGCUUUUCUUUACAAUACUAUUGAUGCAAGAACUUCCAAGUCUAUUAAGCAAAUUUAUCACCGACCGUCACAGUUUCUCUCAGGGACUCAUAAAAAAGUGAUUGAAGACAAAUAAAUUUUCAUUUGACGUAUGAACGUAAAACC
Messenger RNA from Ceratitis capitata (Mediterranean fruit fly), 3243 nucleotides. Its product is annotated as polynucleotide 5'-hydroxyl-kinase NOL9. Bases 170 to 3214 code for a protein of 1014 amino acids. NCBI's taxonomy places the organism in Eukaryota, Metazoa, Arthropoda, Insecta, Diptera, Tephritidae. Gene Ontology annotation, biological process: cleavage in ITS2 between 5.8S rRNA and LSU-rRNA of tricistronic rRNA transcript (SSU-rRNA, 5.8S rRNA, LSU-rRNA). The record is from RefSeq and is a predicted model, not a curated record. The transcript is spliced from 5 exons. Gene Ontology annotation, molecular function: polynucleotide 5'-hydroxyl-kinase activity. Gene Ontology annotation, cellular component: nucleus.